AUGCCGAAACUCAAAGAUAAUAUCAUCGAUAAAGGCACCUCGUUUGUCAACCACUUCACUACUACAGCCAUCUGCUGUCCAGCCCGUGUGUCACUUUGGACAGGAAAACAGCCUCAUUCAACAAACGUCACGGACGUAAGCCCGCCAUAUGGUGGCUAUCCCAAGUUCGUCUCCCAAGGUCUUAAUGAGAACUAUCUACCUGUCUGGCUGAGCGAAGCGGGCUACAAAACCUACUACACCGGAAAGCUCUUCAAUUCUCAUACAAUCAAUAACUACAAUUCGCCAUAUCCCGCAGGAUGGACCGGGACUAACUUUCUUCUUGACCCUGGGACUUAUGACUACUUGAAUCCGAUCUAUCAGCGUAACCAGGAGGCUCCAGUCCAUCACAAAGGAGAGCAUACUUCAGACCUGAUUGCCAAGUAUACACACGAGCUUCUGGAAGAAGCGAUUGGAUCAAACAAUCCAUUCUUUGUUGCCAUUGCCCCCAUUGCGCCGCACUCAGAUAUCAAGGUCGAUCGGGUGUCUGGAAGUGCUAUGACGAUACCCAUUCCUGCCGAGAGACACUCACAUCUCUUUGAAGGAGUCAAAGUACCGCGUACUGAAAACUUCAAUCCAGAUUCUCCCAGUGGAGUGAGCUGGAUCAAGGAACUCAAGCAGCUCAACGACUCAUCUGUGUCGCACCUCGAUGAUUACUAUCGUGCACGUCUUCAAGCUCUUCAAGGCGUCGACGAGAUCGUGGAGCAGGUUACCCAGCAACUGGAAGACGCUGGUCUGCUUAAUGAUACCUACAUCAUUUACAGCUCCGACAACGGUUAUCAUCUUGGCCAGCACCGGCUACCUCCUGGAAAGGAGUGUGGUUUUGAGGAGGACAUUCGUGUACCUCUUUUCAUCAGAGGUCCAGGCGUUUCUUCCGGUGCCGUGGAGAAGGCUGUGACGACUCAUAUCGACCUGGCACCUACCAUACUCAAGCUUGCAGGCGUUGAGUUGCGACAAGAUUUCGAUGGUACUCCUAUUCCAGUGACGGAUGGGGAGGGAAAGCGUCAUGAACAUGUCGCUGUUGAGUACUGGGGUGUUGCCAUUGCCGAGGGCGGAUUUGCUGGCUUAGGCACGGGCCGAGGGCCAAAUCCAGCUUGGUGUAAUAACGAGCACGAGCUCUACGAUGUCAAGACGGACCCAGGACAACUGAACAAUCUCUUCCCCGUUGAUGGUAAAGCGACUGCCGACAAGGCUUUCCUGGGAACUACCGUCCAGCAAGUCGUCAACCGCCUUGAUGCUUUGAUGCUGGUGUUGAAGUCCUGCAAGGGAAACAAGUGCAUCGAGCCGUGGAAGACGCUUCAUCCUGACGGCAAUGUGGCGAACCUCAAAGAUGCUCUUCGGGGCAAGUUCGAUAGCUUCUAUGAGGAGCAGGUAAAGGUCCGGUUUGAUCGUUGUGAAGAUGGAUAUUUGAUCGCUGCUGAGGGACCGCAGGUUGGAUAUGAGUAUCGUGAGGGCUUUGAGUGGCAUCAUUGGACUUAG
Molecule: messenger RNA, 1515 nt
Organism: Fusarium poae
Lineage: Eukaryota; Fungi; Ascomycota; Sordariomycetes; Hypocreales; Nectriaceae
Exons: 6
Coding region: 1-1515 (504 amino acids)
Biological process (GO): phenol-containing compound metabolic process
Molecular function (GO): N-acetylglucosamine-6-sulfatase activity; glycosaminoglycan binding; arylsulfatase activity
Source: RefSeq, a predicted model, not a curated record